Betta splendens (Siamese fighting fish) is the source of this 1460-nucleotide messenger RNA. RefSeq names its product family with sequence similarity 210 member B (gene mims2). The record is from RefSeq and is a predicted model, not a curated record. NCBI's taxonomy places the organism in Eukaryota, Metazoa, Chordata, Actinopteri, Anabantiformes, Osphronemidae. The transcript is spliced from 3 exons. Gene Ontology annotation, cellular component: mitochondrion. The coding region runs from base 189 to 1070 and encodes 293 amino acids.
CCGCCCGUGCGCGUCCGCCCUCAUUGGCUGCGGGUGAUAAUCGGUCGGAGCCGCGGAGGGAGGCGGACGGGCACGGGCCAGCGUGUUUACGGCGACUGGCGGACGCGGCUGCUGGACCCGAACCGCUCCUUCGCGUCGCGUGGGCUUUCUAUGCCACGCGGGGCCCGUUUGAAAGGACGCCCGCGACCAUGCUUUUGCGCCGCACGGCCACGCUGACUGCGCCGGUUCUGGCCCAGGCUUCCCAGUCACCUGGCUCGUUUCUGCACGUCCACGCACGCGGACGGAGGACCUGGACUUUGUCGUUACGCGACGGCCACGCGCUCCAGCACCGGCUGCUCCGCGUCGGCCCGGCCUUGGUGCACCUGGGCCCGGACCCGCAUGCUGCCCGGAGCCGGGACUCGUCUGGGUUCGAGAUCCCACCGUGCGGACGCUCGAACCGGCCGAACGCUGCGGCCGAACACCUCUACGGGAGCGCGCGGGCUGACGGCGGCGGUCGUUUACAUUUCAGGCAGCCGCUCGCCGGCGUAGAAAGGCGCCAUAUCAGCGGGGGGCAGGCGGCGUGGAGCGCUCCGUUCACACCUAACGACCUGAUGCAGAUCCGAGCUUCAUCCACGGCCGCGGCUGCGAAGAAGAGCGAGGAGCGCGCGGCUGACGGCGACAAAGGGGAUGAGCAGAAAACAAAGGAGGCGGCGGCUGCCGAAAGGGCUCCAACGGAGCCAGAGCCGGAAGGCCGAAAACCCAACAAGACCCAGCAGCUAAAGAAAGUCUUCAAAGAGUACGGAGCGGUGGGAGUUUCCUUCCACAUCGGGAUCUCCCUCAUGUCCCUGGGAAUGUUCUACCUCCUCCUCUCCAGUGGGAUCGACAUGACGGCCCUGCUGUGCAGACUGGGCUUCAGCGAGGCGGUGGUCCAGUCCAAAAUGGCAGCAGGCACGAGCACGUUCGUCCUGGCCUAUGCCGUCCAUAAGCUCUUCGCCCCCGUUCGGAUCAGCAUCACCCUGGUGUCUGUGCCUCUGAUCGUGCGCUACCUCAGAAAGACUGGUCUGUUUAAACCGCCCACGCCCGCGCCCUGACGGCCCCUCGUCCGCCCCCCCGCUGCCUCACGGAGCCACGAUGAGACUGUUAAUGGUGAUACAAUAACAAAAAAGCACCUGUGUACAUAAGUUUUUCUCCCUUCUGGGUUUGAGAAUUCAGGUGAACUGUUGGGAUAUAAAGUUUUUAGCUGCCUUUGUAGUUUUUUGGGGGUCAGAGUGCACAUUCCAAGAAUAGUUUUGAAAUAUUUAUUAACAAUCAAAUGUGAUCAGGGAUUUGAAGUUUUACUCUAAGCAGGUUUUCUCUUCAGGAUGUGAAUAUUUCCCAUUGUGUGAGCCAGAAUAUGUGUGAAGCUGUGUUGAAGCUGAUCUCGCCUCUACUGCUGAGGGCAGCGGAUGCUCUGCUAUUAAAUUACUCUGCAGUAGAUUCCA